AAUGUGUUUACAGCCUUUUUCCGGUUUCUGAUUUUCGUUUCCGCUCAUGCGCAGUAACGUUCCAUCAACGACAUGGCGCUGUCGAAGUCUGUCUACAACCUUUUCUUCAGGAGGACGUCCACCUUCGCUGUAACCAUCAUGGUGGGAGCAGUCUUCUUUGAGCGGGUGUUUGACCAAGGCGGAGACGCGAUUUUUGAGCAGUUAAAUCGCGGGAAGCUGUGGAAGCACAUCAAACACAACUACGAGAACAAAGAGGAGUAGGGCCCUGGGUACCAAGAGGCUUCGGUGCUAAUGUUGUCGUGGUUCCACACUUGUUUCCAUCCUUCAUUCAUCUGAAGCUAUCAACAUGGACAAUAUGCACCAAGUCAAACCCAGGCUGGAAGCGGCUGUCAGAAGACCUGUGGUACAUGACAGAUGACACAGACCAAGAUGGAGUAAAGCCUCCAUCAUCUUGUCCUCCUUCCCUUCUGGUGUUUGUAAUGCACUCAUUGUCAUCACAGAUUGUAAAUUGUUAUAUUAAACAUGUACUGAUAUCGUA
Molecule: messenger RNA, 538 nt
Organism: Nothobranchius furzeri (turquoise killifish)
Lineage: Eukaryota; Metazoa; Chordata; Actinopteri; Cyprinodontiformes; Nothobranchiidae
Gene: uqcr10
Product: ubiquinol-cytochrome c reductase, complex III subunit X
Biological process (GO): mitochondrial electron transport, ubiquinol to cytochrome c
Source: RefSeq, a predicted model, not a curated record